This is a messenger RNA of Macaca mulatta (Rhesus monkey), 7290 nucleotides long. RefSeq names its product ADP ribosylation factor guanine nucleotide exchange factor 1 (gene ARFGEF1). Gene Ontology annotation, biological process: regulation of ARF protein signal transduction. Gene Ontology annotation, molecular function: guanyl-nucleotide exchange factor activity. The record is from RefSeq and is a predicted model, not a curated record. NCBI's taxonomy places the organism in Eukaryota, Metazoa, Chordata, Mammalia, Primates, Cercopithecidae.
GUUUCCUCCCAACAUGGCGGCCGGGGCAGGUCGGCGGUGAUGGAGGCCAGUUCGCGGCCGCGGCGGGUGCUAAUCCCCACAGUAGCCAGGGUAGCCCUCCUCUCGCGGUGCCUGUGAGAGCCGCCGCCACCUAGUCCCUCAUUUCCCGGCAGACAGCCGCCCAGGCCGGGCUCCGUUACCGCCGCCAGGGCCGGAGGGACGAGUGAGAGGGGCGGCCGGGACGCGACCCCCGGGCCGGGAGAAGCUGAGGCCCGACGGGCGCGGCCCUCGAGGUACGGCUUCUCGGGCGCGGCGAGGACCUCGACGCUCCUCGGCGGCACCGCGGCUAGUCUCGCUUGCCCGCCCUUUCCUGAUCCUGCCGCUGCCCUCCACGCCUCCACUCCCCCACCUCCACCCCCUCUCCUUUCUCUCUUCUCUUCCUUCUUCUCCUCCUCCUCCCCUCCAGCCGCUGGGAGCCGCGGGUCGGACGAGCCGCCGCCUCCUUCUCUGCGUCCAUGUAUGAGGGGAAGAAGACGAAGAACAUGUUCCUGACCCGGGCCCUGGAGAAGAUACUGGCCGACAAGGAAGUGAAGAAGGCGCAUCACUCCCAGCUGCGCAAAGCUUGCGAGGUGGCAUUAGAGGAAAUAAAAGCAGAAACUGAAAAACAGAGUCCUCCUCAUGGAGAAGCAAAAGCUGGAUCAAGCACCCUUCCACCAGUGAAAUCAAAGACAAAUUUUAUUGAAGCAGACAAGUACUUCUUGCCUUUUGAGUUGGCAUGCCAGUCCAAAUGUCCCCGCAUAGUUAGUACAUCUCUAGAUUGCUUACAGAAACUUAUUGCUUAUGGGCACUUGACUGGCAAUGCUCCAGAUAGUACAACACCAGGCAAAAAAUUAAUUGAUAGAAUUAUUGAAACAAUAUGUGGCUGCUUUCAGGGCCCUCAGACAGAUGAAGGAGUUCAGCUGCAGAUAAUAAAGGCUUUACUUACUGCAGUAACAUCACAACACAUAGAAAUUCAUGAAGGGACUGUACUGCAAGCUGUGAGAACAUGUUACAAUAUCUACUUAGCAAGCAAAAAUCUCAUCAAUCAGACAACAGCCAAAGCUACUCUCACUCAGAUGCUAAAUGUUAUCUUUGCACGCAUGGAAAACCAAGCAUUACAGGAAGCAAAACAAAUGGAAAAAGAAAGGCAUCGGCAGCAGCAGCAUCUGUUACAGUCUCCAGUAAGCCAUCAUGAGCCUGAAUCACCUCAACUUAGAUAUUUGCCACCUCAGACUGUUGAUCACAUAUCCCAAGAACACGAAAGGGACCUUGACCUCCAUACAAAUGAUGUAGAUAAAAGUCUUCAGGACGACACAGAACCUGAAAAUGGAUCUGAUAUUUCCAGUGCAGAAAAUGAACAGACUGAAGCUGAUCAGGCAACUGCAGCUGAAACAUUAUCUAAAAAUGACAUGUUAUAUGAUGGAGAAAACCAUGAUUGUGAGGAAAAGCCACAAGACAUUGUACAGAACAUUGUAGAAGAAAUGGUGAACAUUGUUGUUGGAGAUAUGGGAGAAAGGACUGCUAUAAAUGCAAGCGCAGAUGGCAACAUUGGAACGAUAGAGGAUGGUAGUGACAGUGAAAAUAUUCAAGCAAAUGGAAUUCCAGGAACACCAAUUUCUGUUGCAUAUACACCAUCCUUACCUGAUGAUAGAUUGUCAGUCUCUUCCAAUGAUACUCAGGAAUCUGGAAAUUCUUCAGGACCUUCACCUGGUGCUAAGUUUUCCCACAUUUUACAAAAGGAUGCCUUUCUAGUAUUCAGGUCAUUGUGUAAACUGUCAAUGAAACCACUGUCAGAUGGACCGCCAGAUCCAAAGUCUCAUGAACUCCGAUCCAAGAUUCUUUCAUUGCAGUUACUUCUAUCCAUUCUGCAGAAUGCAGGACCUGUUUUCAGGACAAAUGAGAUGUUUAUUAAUGCUAUUAAGCAGUAUCUUUGUGUUGCACUCUCAAAAAAUGGAGUCUCUUCUGUUCCAGAGGUUUUCGAGCUUUCUCUUUCUAUAUUUCUUACUUUGUUGUCAAAUUUCAAAACACAUCUGAAGAUGCAAAUUGAGGUGUUCUUUAAAGAAAUUUUCUUAUACAUUUUGGAAACUUCUACCAGCUCAUUUGAUCACAAAUGGAUGGUUAUUCAAACACUGACGAGGAUUUGUGCAGAUGCUCAGAGUGUAGUGGAUAUUUAUGUAAACUAUGACUGUGACUUAAAUGCGGCCAAUAUAUUUGAAAGACUAGUAAAUGAUCUAUCAAAAAUUGCUCAAGGAAGGGGCAGUCAAGAACUUGGUAUGAGUAAUGUUCAGGAAUUGAGCCUGAGGAAAAAAGGUUUAGAAUGCUUAGUGUCGAUUUUGAAGUGUAUGGUUGAAUGGAGUAAGGAUCAGUAUGUGAAUCCCAACUCUCAGACAACUCUUGGUCAGGAAAAACCCUCAGAGCAAGAGAUGAGUGAAAUCAAACACCCUGAGACAAUAAACAGAUAUGGAAGUUUAAAUUCUCUGGAGUCAACAUCAUCAUCAGGAAUAGGCAGCUACAGUACACAGAUGUCUGGCACCGAUAAUCCAGAACAAUUUGAGGUCCUAAAGCAACAAAAAGAAAUAAUAGAACAAGGGAUAGAUUUAUUUAAUAAGAAACCAAAGAGAGGAAUACAGUACCUCCAAGAACAAGGGAUGCUUGGCACCACACCUGAAGAUAUUGCCCAAUUCUUACAUCAAGAGGAAAGAUUAGACUCUACUCAAGUGGGUGAGUUCCUGGGAGAUAAUGAUAAAUUUAACAAAGAAGUCAUGUAUGCAUAUGUGGACCAACAUGACUUUUCAGGAAAAGACUUCGUUUCAGCCCUUCGUAUGUUUCUAGAAGGAUUUCGUCUUCCAGGGGAAGCUCAGAAAAUCGAUCGAUUAAUGGAAAAAUUUGCUGCAAGAUACCUAGAAUGCAACCAAGGACAAACUCUCUUUGCUAGUGCGGAUACUGCUUAUGUUUUGGCUUAUUCAAUUAUCAUGUUGACCACAGACCUUCACAGUCCACAGGUGAAAAAUAAAAUGACAAAGGAACAGUACAUUAAGAUGAAUAGAGGUAUCAAUGACAGUAAAGACCUUCCUGAAGAGUAUCUAUCAGCCAUCUAUAAUGAAAUAGCUGGGAAAAAGAUAUCAAUGAAAGAAACAAAAGAACUAACAAUCCCUACAAAAUCAAGUAAACAAAAUGUAGCCAGUGAAAAACAAAGAAGACUUCUGUAUAACUUAGAAAUGGAGCAGAUGGCCAAGACAGCUAAAGCACUCAUGGAGGCCGUGAGCCAUGUUCAGGCACCUUUUACAAGUGCAACACAUUUGGAGCAUGUGAGGCCCAUGUUUAAGUUGGCUUGGACACCUUUUCUGGCUGCAUUCAGUGUGGGUCUACAAGAUUGUGAUGAUACUGAAGUAGCCUCUCUUUGCCUGGAAGGUAUAAGAUGUGCAAUCAGAAUUGCAUGCAUUUUCAGCAUUCAGCUGGAGAGAGAUGCAUAUGUCCAGGCACUGGCAAGAUUUACCUUACUCACAGUGAGUUCCGGUAUUACUGAAAUGAAACAGAAGAACAUUGACACAAUAAAAACACUUAUCACAGUGGCUCAUACAGAUGGAAAUUAUUUAGGAAAUUCGUGGCAUGAGAUUCUGAAGUGCAUCAGUCAGUUGGAGCUGGCACAGCUUAUAGGAACUGGAGUGAAACCUCGAUACAUUUCUGGAACAGUGCGAGGCAGAGAAGGAUCUCUUACUGGAACAAAAGAUCAGGCUCCUGAUGAAUUUGUGGGUUUAGGGCUAGUUGGAGGAAAUGUGGACUGGAAACAGAUAGCAAGUAUUCAGGAAUCCAUUGGAGAAACCAGUUCUCAGAGUGUUGUUGUUGCUGUAGAUAGAAUAUUCACAGGAUCUACAAGGCUAGAUGGAAAUGCUAUUGUGGAUUUUGUCCGUUGGCUCUGUGCUGUGUCUAUGGAUGAAUUACUUUCCACGACACACCCAAGAAUGUUUAGUCUACAAAAAAUAGUAGAAAUAUCAUAUUACAACAUGGGAAGAAUAAGAUUGCAGUGGUCUCGAAUUUGGGAAGUUAUUGGAGAUCAUUUUAAUAAGGUUGGGUGUAAUCCUAAUGAAGAUGUAGCUAUUUUUGCAGUAGACUCCUUGAGGCAGUUGUCAAUGAAGUUCUUAGAGAAAGGGGAGCUUGCUAAUUUCAGAUUCCAGAAGGAUUUCUUAAGACCUUUUGAACAUAUAAUGAAACGGAACAGGUCUCCAACAAUUCGAGAUAUGGUUGUACGGUGUAUAGCACAGAUGGUUAAUUCUCAAGCUGCUAACAUUCGAUCUGGAUGGAAGAACAUAUUCUCUGUAUUUCAUCUAGCUGCAUCUGAUCAAGAUGAAAGCAUAGUGGAACUUGCAUUCCAAACAACUGGGCACAUUGUCACCCUUGUAUUUGAAAAACACUUUCCAGCGACCAUUGAUUCUUUCCAGGAUGCCGUGAAGUGUUUGUCUGAAUUUGCGUGCAAUGCAGCUUUCCCAGACACAAGUAUGGAAGCAAUUCGACUUAUUCGCCAUUGUGCAAAAUAUGUGUCUGAUAGACCUCAGGCUUUCAAGGAAUACACAAGCGAUGAUAUGAACGUGGCACCUGAAGACAGGGUGUGGGUGAGAGGAUGGUUCCCAAUUCUCUUUGAGUUAUCCUGUAUCAUCAAUAGAUGCAAAUUAGAUGUAAGAACCAGGGGUUUAACAGUAAUGUUUGAAAUAAUGAAAACAUAUGGCCACACUUAUGAGAAACACUGGUGGCAGGAUUUAUUUAGAAUUGUUUUCCGAAUCUUUGACAAUAUGAAAUUGCCAGAACAACAGACAGAGAAAGCUGAAUGGAUGACAACAACUUGCAAUCAUGCACUUUAUGCAAUCUGUGAUGUAUUCACUCAGUAUUUAGAAGUACUCAGUGAUGUACUUUUGGAUGAUAUUUUUGCUCAGCUCUACUGGUGUGUGCAGCAAGACAAUGAGCAGUUAGCACGAUCUGGUACAAACUGUUUAGAGAAUGUUGUUAUUCUGAAUGGUGAAAAAUUUACCCUAGAAAUCUGGGAUAAAACUUGCAACUGCACACUGGAUAUCUUCAAAACCACAAUCCCACAUGCGCUCUUGACCUGGCGGCCCACUUCUGGAGAAACUGCCCCCCCACCUCCAUCUCCUGAUACAAUAUCACAGAAGUCUGUAGAUAUUCAUGAUUCUGUUCAACCAAGGUCUGUGGAUAACAGACCGCAAGCACCACUGGUUUCUGCCUCUGCUGUUAAUGAAGAAGUCAGCAAAAUUAAAUCUACAGCAAAAUUUCCAGAACAAAAAUUGUUUGCUGCCCUGUUGAUUAAAUGUGUUGUGCAGCUGGAACUCAUCCAGACUAUCGACAACAUUGUCUUCUUCCCAGCCACAAGUAAGAAAGAAGAUGCGGAAAACUUAGCUGCAGCGCAGAGAGAUGCGGUGGACUUUGAUGUUCGAGUUGAUACUCAAGACCAAGGAAUGUACCGCUUUUUAACAUCACAACAACUUUUUAAGCUACUGGACUGCUUAUUAGAGUCACAUAGAUUUGCAAAAGCAUUUAAUUCCAACAACGAACAGAGGACUGCCCUGUGGAAAGCAGGAUUCAAAGGCAAAUCCAAGCCCAACCUUCUAAAGCAGGAGACCAGCAGCCUGGCCUGUGGGCUGCGCAUUCUAUUCCGGAUGUACAUGGAUGAGAGCCGCGUUAGUGCCUGGGAGGAGGUCCAGCAGAGGCUUUUGAAUGUCUGCAGUGAAGCGCUAAGUUACUUCCUCACUCUAACAUCAGAAAGUCAUCGGGAAGCCUGGACUAACUUACUGCUUUUGUUUCUAACUAAAGUUCUAAAGAUAAGUGAUAAUAGGUUUAAAGCUCAUGCAUCAUUCUACUACCCUCUCUUAUGUGAAAUUAUGCAAUUUGACUUGAUUCCUGAACUUCGUGCUGUUCUUAGAAGAUUUUUUCUGCGAAUCGGAGUAGUUUUUCAGAUAUCACAACCACCUGAACAGGAACUUGGAAUAAACAAGCAAUGAUGGGAACUUAAUAUUUUUGUUGGCGUUUACAUCCCUCUGCUCUUUAAAAGGACGCUGGAGCUGAGGUUUCCUACCUGAAAAACGAUUUCUUCGGAUUGCAGUGUCUGAGAGUUACUGGUAAAGAUGCUUAGAACUCUUAUUCAAACUUUCAACACUCCAGUCCCUUUUAGUACGGGCGGAUUUUGUGUGUUAUGUUGGCCUCAUGUUGAGCAGAAAGCCUGUUUAAACAGUGUCAGCUCAUGCUCACGGGUCCUUCCCUGUCUUCCACGGCAGGAAAAGCCCCACAUGUUUUUGGCAGGUGUGGAAGUGAAACUUACCCAAAGAACUAUAGAUGUAAAGAUUGAACUUCUACAAGAAGUACAACUCAGGAGAGCUGUAUUUUGAAGGAUAAAAUGUUUAUAAUUGGGGAGUGGGGAGAGAAGAAGAAAUUAUUGUUCAUGGUAAAAGAUAUUUAGCAACUAUGGUAUUCUUAUUCUGAAGAUUUUUGCACACUCAGGCUAUCUGAGAUACUGGUAAUCAUCCUGUGAAAAAUGUACAGAGAUGCAGGUCUGUAAUAUAAAAAUCUUAAACAUUAUAUAGUUCUUCCUGCACUGUUUUCUUUCUUUAUUUUCUUAUUCAUUUGCUAAAUACCCAUAAUAUUUUGUCAAAUGCACUAAACAUUUGGGUGGAACUUUCUUUUUUAUUUUGUGGGGAUUUUUAGUUUGGCCCUUUUUGGUGGGUGGUGAUUUUGAGGCUUUAACAUGCCCAGAAGCUGUUGUGGCUGACACUUCAACAACAGGGAAAAAAAGGUAGAAAAUAUCCCUACUGACAGUAACUACCUGUCACAUAUUUCUCUUAGGGCUUUUAAAGAUGAGCCAUUAAAAUAGAAUGAUCCUUUAUGGACCAAAACUUGAAUCACUGCAAAAUGAAUCCAGAUUGCUGUCAUUUUCUUUUGGGUGGUGGGGCUUGAUGUAGAUUUUACUCUUAUGUACAGAAUUUAAUGUUGAAUAUAUUAAAAUAACAAAUCUGGCAUGGUUUGCGGAGGUUAGAUUUACUGGAAAUGUAUUCAUACUGUGAAUUGUGCUCUGAUGGUUAAAAGACAAGAUUGUCAAGCAUUCCGUAUUAACAGUGGAUGUAGAAAAUUUUUUCAGACGGAUAAAAUGUAUAUGGUACAGAUGUAAAGUUUUCUAUGUAAAAAAUUCUGUACAACUUUCUGUACAAUAUUGAUUCUCAUCUGGCAUAUUCUAAUCAGGUUAUAGGUCAAUAAAGUUUUUGAAAUAUUUCA